Messenger RNA from Glossina fuscipes, 1510 nucleotides. It is a transcript of the gene GXIVsPLA2, whose product is annotated as group XIIB secretory phospholipase A2-like protein. The record is from RefSeq and is a predicted model, not a curated record. The coding region runs from base 69 to 776 and encodes 235 amino acids. Gene Ontology annotation, cellular component: extracellular region. The transcript is spliced from 2 exons. Gene Ontology annotation, biological process: phospholipid metabolic process; arachidonate secretion; lipid catabolic process. NCBI's taxonomy places the organism in Eukaryota, Metazoa, Arthropoda, Insecta, Diptera, Glossinidae. Gene Ontology annotation, molecular function: A2-type glycerophospholipase activity; calcium ion binding.
CUAACGGCAUCUCUGGCAAAUUUUAAGUUGAAGUGAAGAAAAAAAAACAAAAUUUUAGUCGGUACGGAAUGCAAGCGACGUACAUGAAAAUUGCAAUAUACGUUUUAACGUUUUUAACGUACGCAUAUUCCGGAUAUGGUUCUAAUACGCUUGCACAUUUACGAGACGCCAUUAUAGCGGCAGAAGCUAUAUUCGGUGAUGUGUUCAAGAAUCUUAUAACAGUAGCAAAGAAGUUCCGCACGGUCCAUGAAGUAUUCGAUGCUGCUGUCGAGGAAACAUGCAUUUUCAAAUGUCCAACAGACAAUGGCGGGCAAGAUAUUCGCCCGCUUCAAAAUAAGCUUUAUACGCCUACGGCCGAUGGUUGCGGUUCGUUAGGUUUACGCAUAAGCACCGAAUAUUUACCGGCUGCCGAAAUGGAGGUUUGCUGUAAUGAGCAUGACAUCUGCUACGAUACCUGCAACAGUGACAAAGAACUCUGUGAUUUAGAUUUUAAACGCUGUCUUUACAAGUACUGUGACAGUUACGAGAAAUCAAUUGCCAGCGAUUUAAUGAUUAAAGGAUGUAAAGCCGCAGCCAAAAUGCUUUUUACCGGCACCCUGACGUUAGGUUGUAAAUCAUAUUUAGACUCCCAGCAACGUAGUUGUUAUUGUCCGCCUGCUGGUAAUCGACAAAGGGAUGAUAAAAAUUACCAUAAAAGUUAUCACAGCAAUGGUGAUAAGCACUAUGGUAAGAAUAAAAAACAGAAAUACGGAUGGAAAGAUCCAAAUGAAGUUUAGUAUGUGUGUAGCAAUAACAUCAAAAUAGUAUUCUAUUCUUUAUUGUAUAUGCAUAUGAAAAGAAAGAAAAAAAAAUUCUUUUUCAUCUCAUCAAUUAUAAUUAUCAUUGUAUUAAAAGAAACGGAAUGCGAUAUGUAUUUUAAUCUAAAAGAAAAAAUAAUUAAAAACUUUUUAAACGAAGCGAACCUUUAUAUAUGUAUGCAUAAGCCUAGACAUUUUGUUAAAUAGAUAGAAUAGAGCUUUUAUAGAUAUAUAUAUAUAUAUGAAAAUUGACAUUUAAAACGCAAAAAAGUAUGUACCUGUAUAUAUAUAUAUAUUUUAACGCAUGGCAAACAUGUUCUGCAAAAAGCUGUGGUUACAGGGGUACAGAAGUUGCACAAAGAGCAUUGUGCUGAUUCAUCGACAACAAGUCUAAAAUAAAUAUAAGAUAACAUUAGGUUCAUAAAAAAAUUUAUUUUAUCACAAUUUUAAAGCGCGAUAAACGAUUAGAUGUAAUGUUGUUUAUUAUUCGCAUAUCUUUUAUAUUACUAAUGUAAAUUUUCUAUUUGUAGUCUUUAAGGGCGCUAGAGAUUACUAUAAGAUUUUCAAUGUAUUUCUGUCGUACGAUGGGAACGCUAUAGAGUGCAUAAAGGCAGGAAUAUAUAAGUAGGCGCACGAUUCAUCAUAAGGAGCAGCACGAAGAUUUUUUAGAAUAUUUAUAAAAGAGAUAUGCGAAAAAUGUAUUUAUUUAUAUA